AUGUCUAUCUUUUUUGAACCCCGAUCACACUGGGGGCAUCCUGCCUCGUUCAUGCAGCAGCCCACUCCAGCAAAUGCGGAAGACCAGCCAAGCGACGACAAUGCCGAACGUCCUGGACCCCGUUGUGGUGGACCUCACCACCACCGUGGACACCGCGGUGGUCCUCACGGUGGUCCCCGUGGUCAUCGAGGCGAUCCAUUCGGUAUGAGAGGAGGUUACUCUCAUCACCACGGCCAACGCGGAUUUGAGCACGGACAUGGACCAGGUCCUCGCGAAGAGGAGCCCUUCGGACCUAUGCGCUGGGGACGUGGAGGUUUGUUUGGACACCGCGGAGGCCACCAUCACCCUUACCACGGCUUCCAUCAUCGCCGUGGUGGUCGUGGAGGAGUACGCGUUGUUCCCAUUCCUCUCGGCGGACCUGCAACUGGUUUCGAUUUCCUGAAUCGGUUUGCCUCUGAAAUGGGCAACGGAUUCCAAGAUUUCCUGGCUGGCAACCGUGAAGCCAACGAUGAUAACAAGACCCAAGUUGACUUUGAGCCUCACGCUGACGUUUUCAAUACUGCAAACGAAUACGUCAUCCAUGUAUCCCUACCUGGCGCACAGAAACCUGAUAUCAGCGUGGAGUACGAUGCGCAGAAAUCAACUGUGCGAAUUGCGGGUGUUGUGCAUCGACCGGAAUUUAGUGAGGAGUUGAAUGCCGCCAUGGUCUGGAACGAGAGGCGUCGGGAAGUUGGCGUGUUUGAGCGCAGCUUCAAAUUUAUUCCGUCUGGUUCAGAGACCGUGGACGUUGAUGGGGAGAAUAUUACGGCCAAGAUGGUCGAUGGAGUACUUGUUGUUCGAUUGCCAAAGACGCAGCAGGAACAGGAGGAGAAGCAGAAUAAGAAGAUUGUCAUCAAUGAGGACGAUGAUCUCUACGACGCAGAUCCUGUCGAGAAGGAAACAAACGUCGAACGCAACACUGAAGAUGUUCCCACAGAUGAAAAACAUGCAUCAGUGGUCGAAGUACAAGACGAAAUGGACUCUAUGCACAUUACCAGCGAUACAGAGGCGGGKGAUUUGUUGGAGGAAGCAGAUCACAUAAUCUAUACACCGUCUCAUCUGUCUGAAGAAGAUGCCGAAGAAGCUGCAGAGUAUGUCAAGGUCGAUGCCAAAUAA
Molecule: messenger RNA, 1155 nt
Organism: Talaromyces amestolkiae
Lineage: Eukaryota; Fungi; Ascomycota; Eurotiomycetes; Eurotiales; Trichocomaceae
Exons: 1
Coding region: 1-1155 (384 amino acids)
Biological process (GO): response to heat; response to salt stress; response to hydrogen peroxide
Source: RefSeq, a predicted model, not a curated record